This is a messenger RNA of Erinaceus europaeus (western European hedgehog), 2873 nucleotides long. RefSeq names its product adenosine A2a receptor (gene ADORA2A). Gene Ontology annotation, cellular component: membrane. Gene Ontology annotation, biological process: G protein-coupled adenosine receptor signaling pathway; adenylate cyclase-activating G protein-coupled receptor signaling pathway. Bases 698 to 1939 code for a protein of 413 amino acids. The record is from RefSeq and is a predicted model, not a curated record. The transcript has 5 exons. Gene Ontology annotation, molecular function: G protein-coupled adenosine receptor activity. Lineage: Eukaryota; Metazoa; Chordata; Mammalia; Eulipotyphla; Erinaceidae.
UUGGUUGCAGGCUCUCGGCACCGCGGCCCGGGUCUGCUCGCAGCCCCGCCCGCCCCUCGAGCCUCGGUUUCCCCCCACCGCGGCGGCGCAGGGGCGCGGAGGGCGGGGCGGGGCCGCCGCGGGCGGAGCCGCCUGCAGGGGGCGCCCGUGAGCGGCGGCCGGAGCCAGAGCCCGAGUGGCGGAGACAGCGGGAGCCCGCGCCGGCCGCAGCUCAGGGAGAAGAUUCUGGACACACACGACGGAGGAGCCACCUGGGCUCUCAGCUGGGAGCUUGGCCUUUUCUCUACUGCCACCCCUGUGCCCUGGCGGUGGGCUCUCCCUCCCCAGCCAUCGGGCAGCCAAAGGGAGCAGCUCUCUCCAGGUGGCUGCAGCCCCGGCCCACCCAGCUGAGGUUGCUGGAGCUAGGAGUCAUGGCCUUCAUUCCUGUGCACUAGGAAGGUGUCUCUGGACUCUGAAGCUGAGAGGAUCCAAGAUAAUGUCCCCAGGGGCAUCCCCAGAGUGUGCCUGGUCCCCAGACGCUCAGAGCCAGCUGUGAGGAUGCCCACAGGGUGCUCCCCUCAUACUCCAGGGCUCUCUCGGCUCCUGUGAGGCAGGGACUCACAGGGUCUGGGCAGGGCCAGCCGCACUGCAGCUAUGGACCGUGAGCUGGCCUGGCCCGCGUCCUCGCCGACCCUGCCCAACUGCGCCCACACCCACCAUGAGCCUCUCGGUGUACAUCACGGUGGAGCUGGCCAUCGCUGUGCUGGCCAUCCUGGGCAAUGUGUUGGUGUGCUGGGCUGUGUGGAUCAACAGCAACCUGCAGAACGUCACCAACUACUUCGUGGCAUCCCUGGCAGCGGCUGACAUCGCAGUGGGGGUCCUGGCCAUCCCCUUCGCCAUCACCAUCAGCACAGGGUUCUGCGCGGCCUGCCAUGGCUGCCUCUUCAUCGCCUGCUUCGUCCUGGUCCUCACGCAGAGCUCCAUCUUCAGCCUCCUGGCCAUCGCCAUCGACCGCUACAUUGCCAUCCGCAUCCCGCUGCGGUACAAUGGUCUGGUGACGGGCCAGAGGGCCAAGGGUAUCAUUGCAGUCUGCUGGGUGCUGUCCUUCAUCAUUGGCCUGACGCCCAUGCUGGGCUGGAACAACUGCAGUCUGCUUAACGAUGCCGUCAACAAGUCCAAGCCUUGUGACACGGGCCAAGUGGCCUGCCUCUUUGAGUUGGUGGUCCCCAUGAACUAUAUGGUCUACUACAACUUCUUUGCUUGUGUCCUGGUGCCCCUGCUGCUCAUGCUGGCCAUCUACCUGAGGAUCUUCCUGGCUGCCCGACGGCAGCUGAAACAGAUGGAGAGCCAGCCACUGCCAGGCGAGAGGGCUCGGUCCACGCUGCAGAAGGAGGUCCAUGCCGCCAAGUCUCUGGCCAUCAUCGUGGGGCUGUUCGCCCUCUGCUGGCUGCCCCUGCACAUCAUCAACUGCUUCACCCUCUUCUGCCCCAUGUGCGACCACGCCCCACCCUGGCUCAUGUACCUGGCCAUCGUCCUCUCCCACACCAAUUCUGUGGUCAACCCCUUCAUCUACGCCUACCGCAUCCGGGAAUUCCGCCAGACCUUCCGCAAGAUCAUCCGGAGUCACGUCCUGAGGCAACAGGAACCCCUCAAGGCGGGUGGUCUCAGCGCUCGGGCUUUGGCUGCUCAGGGUGGCUGCAGCAGCAGUGAUGGCGACCAUAUCAGCCUCCGUCUCAAUGGCCACCCUCCGGGGAUGUGGACCAAUGGCAGCGCCCCCCACCCUGAGCGCCGGCCCAAUGGCUACACCCUGGGGUUGGUGAGUGGAGGGAGUGCCAGUGAGCCCCACGGGGACAUGGGUCCACCAGAUGUGCAGCCCCUUUGCCACGAGCCCAAGGGACUGUGCCCAGACUCUCCUGGCCUGGAAGGCCCCCUGGGCCGGGAUGGGGCCGGGGUGUCCUGAUGACCUGCUGAGGCUGCACCUUUCCUGAGGGGAGGGGUCCUCUCUCUUUCCAGUUGACAGAAGCAGUCUUGUUGGAAGAAGAGCAAGUCUACCAGGAGAGACCUUUCUGGGAGCCCGCUUCUCACUUGAGACUGAGAGGAGGAAGCCCCGGCUGGUGCAGCAUGAGGCCCAGCAAGAAGGGUUUCGGGGGUGCUGAGAAAGUGGACGUUUCACACUGGGAAAUGCUGUGUCAGCACUGACCCCAGCUCUGGCAGCUCUGGUAGCGUCCCGGCUGGUGCAGCAUGAGGCCCAGCUAGAAGGGUUUCAGGGGGGCUGAGAAAGUGGACAUUUCACACUGGGAAAUGCUUAGCCAGCACCUCCCCCCAUCCCGAAGCUUCUAGAAGUGUCACCUUGAUCCACAGAGGGAUCUGUGACUGAGCAGGCUGGCCUGUCCCUGAGGCUGAGGGGUGGCUCCCAUAGCCUCCUGCCAAACACCCAGCACCCUCCCCUGACUUCUUGAGGCACUAGCACUGCUGUGUCCAGAGGUGGAGUUGGACUUUUUGUUUUUUAUUUUUUUUUCCCCAACAAAAAAUGUGAGUGUGAAGAAAUCCUUUUCGUUAUAUUACCUUCUCUCCCUGGCUGCUGGGUCUGUUACCAGUCCUGCUGCUACCUGGCACCAGGCACUGAGCCGUGAGUUCUGGGCUGCCCUGCCCCAUGGCUGUGAGCUGACGCGUAGUGCUUACCCUGUCAGACCUGGGACCAUCUCUUGAAGCCACAAAACUGGGCUGGAGGAGAGGGGUUGGUAAUGGGGCAGUGCCCACACUGGGAGUGCUGGCUCGGGUCCUGGGUAGCUCAGAGCUGCCCAGGCAGACCCCUUGACUCACUGCCUUUCCUUCUGUGGGGACUGGUUUUUGUUUUCUGAGACAAAAUAAAAAUGAGCCACAUUGUGUUUUAA